Elaeis guineensis (African oil palm) is the source of this 1314-nucleotide messenger RNA. RefSeq lists its product as uncharacterized. NCBI's taxonomy places the organism in Eukaryota, Viridiplantae, Streptophyta, Magnoliopsida, Arecales, Arecaceae. The record is from RefSeq and is a predicted model, not a curated record.
UCACUCUCGUUAUUCUCUGCUUUCUUAGUAGUGGAAGCAGCUCUCGACCACCGCUUUUAUUCUUCCCUCUGGACUCAAUUAGGAGUCGCCUCGUUUCCUUUUUCCUCUUCGCUGAGGGAGAUGAAGGGAGGAGUGAUCUCCGAUUUGUAAUCGAAGAGCUCUUCGAUCGCCAUUAUCGUGUCGUAGAAGGCCUUUCUUAGAUAGGGCAAGAUGAUGCAUGCUAAGUCCGAUUCCGAUAUAACCAGCUUAGCCCCCUCAUCCCCAUCUCGGUCGCCAAAGAGACCGGUGUAUUACGUGCAGAGCCCUUCCCGGGACUCCCACGAUGGCGACAAGUCGUCGUCGAUGCAGGCCACCCCUGUUUACAAUAGCCCCAUGGAAUCCCCCACUCAUCCUUCUUUUGGGCGCCACUCAAGGAGCUCUUCAGCUAGCCGGUUCUCCGGGACUUUUUGGUCGUCGUCAGGUCGGAAGGGAAAUCGGAAGCGGGUGAAUGAUAAGGGAUGGCCCGAGUGCAAUGUGAUUCAAGAAGAAGGGUCAUAUGAUGAUCUUGAUGAGGAUAAGGGGCUCUCACGCCGUUGCCAAAUCAUACUUGCACUUCUGAGCUUUGUUAUGCUGUUCACUGUCUUCUGUCUUAUUAUAUGGGGUGCAGCCCGGCCGUACAAAGCAGAGGUGGUGGUGAAGAGCCUGUCAAUGGAUGACUUUUAUGCUGGAGAAGGUUCAGACAGUACAGGUGUCCCAACCAAGAUGGUCACAGUGAACUGUUCAUUGAAGAUAAAUGUGUACAAUCCUGCCACAAUGUUUGGCAUUCAUGUCACUUCAGGCCCUAUCAGUCUCAUCUAUUCUGAGAUUACAAUUGCUACUGGCCAGUUGAAGAAGUACUACCAGCCUAGAAAAAGCCAUCGGACUGUUGCUGUGAUCUUACAUGGAGAGAAGGUUCCUCUCUAUGGUGCUGGGGCGGGCUUGGCUCUAUCAAGCACAGGCGGUGCAGUCCCAUUAACUCUGGAGUUUGAGAUCAUAUCUCGGGGCUAUGUGGUGGGUAAGCUGGUGAAAGUAAAGCACCGAAAGCUUGUGUCAUGCCCUCUUGUUGUAGAUUCUCGCAACACCAAACCGAUCAAAUUCAAGCAGAACUCAUGUACCUAUAUUUGAGUUAGCCUCGGUGGUAAGAAUGAUCGCAAGGUGCUGUUAAUUAGCCAUCCGUUAAGAUGAGAGGGAGGGGGGAAGGUGUGUUUCAUUCAUAUAUUUGUUGUUCCAGUGAUUACAUUUAUUAAUCAAGAAAUAAUGGCGUCUAUUGGAAGUUUGCUUUAUUUAUUUGUUAAA